AUGGAGUCAGAGGAUAAGGUUGUUUGGCAACCUACAAAGAGCUUCUUUCGAGGCAUCGUUAAGAAGCCUUUUUUGCCAUUGAAACGGCAUCCGGAAUUGGCGAAUCAUAAUGAUCAUUUUUUUGACCUGUACUGUGGUGACGAGGUAUAUCUUUUCGAAGAGACGACGGAUAAUAAAUGGUUUAGGGGUUAUUUCCGAUGGAAUCCUUUACCUGAGGCUUAUAUUUCAGGUAUGAAGGCUGCAGAUGAUAAGUUUCCGCACUUGAGAAGUAAGUUGGUGAUUGUACCUCGUAAAUACGUGGAGAUAAAUGAUAGAAGUCCAGUCAAAGAAGUGUCUUUUUUAAAGCUCCCCAAUCGUAAAGACUUCGAACAAGAUGUUAGUGAGCAGUGCAAGUCGACGUGUCUUUAUCAAAGUAUAGAAUCAAGCAAAAACGAUCUCAACGGAGAAAUACGUUCAAGGAAACCUGCCAGGCCUUCCUUUCCAUACUUUCGUUACCAGAAUACGCCACUAGUAAAAGAUUUGGGCCCAACUUUAGCUUUGUUAGCAUCUCACAUUUAUUCAAUGUAUGCAGCAGGGGAGUUUGUUAUAUAUAAAAAAUUGGCAAAGGUAUUUUACGAACUGGAAUCGAUACGAAUGAGAUUACUUUUCGAUCUGUUGACAGCGACAGAAGCUGUUGAUAUUAUUAGAUCAAUCAGUUGCCUCCUGGCGAAUAUAAGCAAGUUGAUGAGCUCAAGGUCUCAAGCAGAUGCCCUAGAUGGUUCAUCGAAUAAGGUGACGUCAGAUCCGGCAGGUUCAGAAGCUAUAUUUGGUCGUGAUCUUACGACAGGUAAACUUUUGUCUUACGACCAUGAAACUUUAUCUUCGCUCACAUACAAUUCUAUGCUUCAUGGACUGCACAAGGAUUUUCCUCAAUCGGGAGCAAAGCUAUUGCAAACUGAAUUUUGCAAGAAUAAGAUUUUUGAUGAAAGUCAUUCGCAUGUUUUAGUGGAUGUAUUUAAUGUCACGAGUGAUUCAAGUAUUGGCAAUCCCAAACUGAAUAAUGUGAGUGCUUCAAUGUAUAUAUGUUCAAGUACUGAGAGGCUCACAGAACCAUUUACCGUUGAUAUGGACUCAAAGAAGCACUCUUCUCUAAAUUCAGUCUCAGCUGCUCUAUUUAGAAACAUUUGCUCCUCUCAGCUGGAAAGGAAAAAUAUUUUCUUGGUUGUUUUGUUAACAGAAAAAAUUCCAAUUACUAUUUCUAGCGGUAAUAAUUUUGAAGCACCCUUCAUCCCUUUUACUCCGGGAGAAGGAGGUUCACUAACGCAUAUAAGAAAAGGUAUAGCUGCAGGAGCUGUCGAUAUCACAAGAAUUUUCAGCAAAUUCAAUGAAUCCAAUGCAGAUCUAUCAGUCGCUUUUAAAUUCAAAAUCAAUUUGUAUACAUCAUUUUCAAGUAGGGCACCUGAACAUCAGAAUAAUCAAAAUAAUCAAAAUAGUAUUUGGACUGAAGGAAAUAAAGGCUGGGGAGCGUUAGUGGAUCGAAUUAUUUCAGAUUCCAGCAAGGGGAUCGCGGUAAAUCCAAGAGCAACUUCUAUUUUAGCCACCAUAAAGGAGAUUCGCGCCAAUACAAAUAAUUCAGCCGCAGACUCAACAUCGGCGAUCAAGUCAGUUCCGACUUUCUUCUAUGAUACCUUCUCUGAACCUAUGGAAAGAAUAUACCUUUCCUUAGGAAGAGUUGCAUUCUCCGGUAAUUUAUCAACGAAUGUUCAGACAUUAACAAUCCGAUUAUCUUCUAGAAAUGAGAAAAUCAGGUUCAGUAGAACAGCGGGUGAGAAUCUUCAGAACUCAUGGGAAUUUGUGUCAGUACGACCCGGUGAAAGCAUAGGAGGAGUUAUUAGAGUUGAAGGAUUAGAAUAUAUGCAAGAUAGCGAGUCUCUUCAAUUUUUAGCUUAUAUGAACGGAAUACUGAUGGCAAAAUCAUAUAUUCACAUAAAAAAAGAUGGCAAAUUUUUGAGUUAUAAAAAGUAUACGGGUCUUCAGUUGGCAAAUUCUAUGAGAGAACCUAUUUUAGUUUUAGAGUUUGCAUCUGAAUACAAAGGUAAAAAAUACAAUAUGGAUGAAUCGCUAGAAGCAUUUCUAGAAAUCCCAAAGCUUUACAAGAGUGGCAGUUUAAAAUUCGUUUCGACCACUUUACAAGUUCUCUCGAACUUAGGAUCAUUAACUUUUGAUCAACAGCACACACAUUUUGAAGAGCUUCUAGAAACAUAUCUAGAAAUAUUUCGCUUCUUUGAGGUUAGAGACAGCGAAGACUUUCCAGAGGAAUUGCAGGAAAAAACUUUCACUUCUUUUGUCGAGUUUGUUGAUAAGCUUUUGAUAAAAAAUCAUAGGUUUAAAGCCGCAUUCCAUAAAUAUUACAGAGAUGCAUUACAAGGCAGAAUGGAUAUUCCAGAUAGCGGAAAGAUCAUUUUAAAACACAUGACGAAGCAAUUCAGUAAUGGUUAUAGAGGGUGGGACGCAUCCGGAACGCGUGUAGCAAGAUCAUCGCUUUAUCUCUUGAUGCUUUCAGUCAUUUCCUCACAGAGAUCGAAAAAUGAUUGGAGGACUUCAUUUCAGCUGUUUUUUAGUCAAGUCUGCCAAUUCCUUGCUAGUACUAGUAAUGUCAUCACAAAAGAUCAAAUAACGAUACUGCAAAAUUUUGAACAUUGGCUCGAAAUUAUUAAAGUAUAUUACGAGCCCGAAAGUCUGGUUCAGUUCUCCUUAGGUUUACUGCAGGGAUGUCAUAGUAGAGAGAAAAAUAUGGAUAUUGGCUCAAGAAAGUUAUCACAGGUGGAAGAGCGCUAUUCUACAGCAAAGUUAGGCUUGAUCCGUCAAAUUCUUGUAAAUACUUCUUUGUGUGACUAUCUUUUUACAUUGGGAACAGAUAAAAUGAUGAGGUCAGCUUUUAUUUCUAAAUGUAUCGAUUGGGCAUUGCUGCCCUAUAAAUCUGAAUGUCUCAAUAUUUCGUUAUUGAGAAUGGGCAAUGGUAUACUAAUUACCAUCUUAGAAAAAGCGACCGACAAAAAACUACGGAGAAAUUUGAUAAGGCUUCAACCUACUCUUUGCCGAGCGUUCAUUCUAACGAGAAAAUACUGCAAAGAGAAUAACUAUUUCAAACCAAAAAUAACUUUUACCACGUUAUUCCCUUUUUCGUUGCCAUCUCCCGUAAUCCCAAUGGACUCAAUAUGCCGUGCUGAGGUUGUUGUGGAAGUCUUGCUGGAGAUUGCAACUAUAAUAUGUGGGAUUGCAAAAACCGUUGAAAAUGAAUAUGGAAAAGAAGCGUGCUUCAAAAAUAUUCUUCUGGAAUGUCGCAAGGAUAUAGAAUUUCAAACUGAAUUCUGUUCACGCCAAAUAUCUAAUAGCAACAUUUCAACACUCUAUCAUACUGUUAAAAUACUUGCAAGAGGUGAUUUCUUCCCAUCUAAGAAAUGGCUUGGAGUCUCGGCCGUUUACAUAAGGAGCUCUCUCGCUUUACUGACUAUGUAUAAAAAAUUUGUCUUUGAGGAUAGCAUUCCAAAGACUGAAGGAAAAGGGAGUAUUUCCUUAUGGUCGAUGUUCAUGAAAGGGAUCUUCACAAUUGCAAAUCACAAAGUAUCUUUCCUGAUAAAACUUGGAAUUAUCCCCAGAAAAGCUGUUUUUAGAAUUACUGGUGACUUGAAAACACCUGCCGCCAAUAUACUUAGCGAGAGCUGGAAUGCAUUGGCCUGUUCAACUUCUGACAAUGUACUGAGUGAAAAGUAUGGAAUCAAGAAAAUGGGUCAAAAUCAACUUUUGGUUUUGGAGGAAAACACCAGUUUGGUUCAAGAAAUGUUCAUAUUUGCGCUUCAUAAACAUAUUGGUGCCCAAAGGACUAGCUGCGAAAUGAUAUGGUCUGCAGUUGUUAACCAUUGGAGAACUUACGGAACACUUCAAAAUUUUUUGGACGCGGCAAUUUUGGAGCUAUAUAAUGCAUAUCAAUCUGGUCGGAUAUACGUCAUGGAUUAUGAAAUUGAAAGGUUGAGAUUGUGCAUUUUGUUUACUUUCCACGCCGCACCCGAAGAUGAGAUUUACGCACCGGUAGUGGCCAUGCUAGAAGAAAUAUUCGGAAUAUUAAGGACGAUUUCAAAUGCUUUUAAGGUAUCAGACGACGAGGAAUUUGAUAAUGAUAGAACGGCUAUUCAUGUGGAAAUGUUUGGAUACUUGUUAGAUGCUAAUAGACCUGAAUUGUUCCACAAAAUGAUAUAUGAUUUAUUCCUUCAUUUCAUAAAGAAAAGAGACCAUGUUCAAGCAGCCUUAUGUCUCGAACUUCUUGCUAAUACCUACAGAUGGAAUCCAAAUGAUAUGUUACCGCCAAUUCCGUAUCCACCGUUACCUGAGCAAUCUUCUUUUGAGAGAAAAGAAUAUCUUUAUAAAGAGUCAGCAGCAAAUUUUGCUCGUGGUUUGAAAUUGGAAAAAGCGUUGUCCAUAUACAAAGAUUUAGUCUCAGCGUAUGAUCAUAUAAACUACGAUUUAAGUGGACUUGCAUAUGUUCAUGGUGAGAUAUCUCAAUUGUACACAAACUUACAGACGUUGGAUCGGUUAGUUCCAACAUAUUUCAAAGUAUCAUUUGCCGGGUUUGGUUUUCCAAAAACUUUGAGAAAUAAAAAAUUUAUCUUCGAAGGCCUUCCAUUUGAACAUAUAACGUCAAUGCACAAUAGAUUAUUGAAAGUCUAUCAUGGAACCACAAUAAUUCAAAGUCAACAACGUAUUGAUGAACUUUUCAUGAAGGCCACAAUGGGAAGAUUCAUUUACGUUACAACUGUUGAACCAAGGUUUGAAAUAUCCGACGAAUACAAACAGAAUGGAGAUAAGAAUAAUAAACUGGAUAAUAAAAUUCGAAUGUAUAUCGAGAAUAGAGAUUUAAAAACUUUCUGCAAAUCAAGCAGGCUACCUGGAACCACUACUGUUACUGAUCUUUGGGUAGAUGAAUAUACCUAUCAAACAGCGUCGACGUUCCCAACUUUAAUGAACAGGUCAGAAAUUGUUGAAGUGUCAAAAAAGAAAUUGUCACCUAUAGAAAAUGCCCUGAGGUCAUUACAGCUUAAGAUCCAAGAAUUAAAUGGCCUUGAAAAUAUGUGUUGGAAGGUUAUCAAGGAGCGUUUACAUCCUUCAGAGAUCUUUAACGAAUUGUCAAGGAACUUGACAGGGACUAUUGAUGCGCCUGUCAACGGUGGUAUGGCUCAAUAUAGAGAUUUUUUAAAGGAUUCCAUAUCGUCCUCUCUACAAAAAAACGAUAUAACUAUGUUGCAGGCUGCAUUUAAUAGUUUGGCAAUGAUGGUUUCACGUUGUUUAGUGCUACAUCGUGAGAUAUUACCAUCUGAAAGCUUAAUCGAAUCGCAUGAGAUGCUCGUUAAAUUGUUCGAAAAAAAUUUCGCACCAGAAAUACAGGCCAAUGAGAUCAAACUCAAAUCAUUGACGGUCUCCAGCAUCGCUAAGACCUCAAGCUCUCAACAGAGCAUUUCAAUGCAUACAAGUCGGAGUAAAUUCCAAAGGUCCAUUCACAGUCCCACAACCAAAUUGGAUCGUACAGCUGCAACUUCUUCUGUUCACUCAAGAGAUUCAACUCCGUCCAAGUCAGACUCUUUCGUCGUCGUUAACCCUCCUCCGCCCGGCACAAUGAACAGGCAGAUUUCGAUGAACAGAGCUCUUUCGGUGCACACAAGCAAUUCCGUUUCAUCCUCAAAUAUCUCUAGUGCACGUCCCUCUAAAGGGAAUGUUGUCGAUGACAGGUGA
Messenger RNA from Zygotorulaspora mrakii, 5763 nucleotides. RefSeq names its product guanine nucleotide exchange factor DCK1 (gene DCK1). Lineage: Eukaryota; Fungi; Ascomycota; Saccharomycetes; Saccharomycetales; Saccharomycetaceae. Gene Ontology annotation, biological process: small GTPase-mediated signal transduction. Gene Ontology annotation, cellular component: plasma membrane; cytoplasm. The transcript has a single exon. Gene Ontology annotation, molecular function: small GTPase binding; guanyl-nucleotide exchange factor activity. The coding region runs from base 1 to 5763 and encodes 1920 amino acids. The record is from RefSeq and is a predicted model, not a curated record.